Drosophila elegans is the source of this 1156-nucleotide messenger RNA. RefSeq names its product gustatory receptor for sugar taste 64b (gene Gr64b). The transcript is spliced from 6 exons. Gene Ontology annotation, molecular function: sweet taste receptor activity. The record is from RefSeq and is a predicted model, not a curated record. Lineage: Eukaryota; Metazoa; Arthropoda; Insecta; Diptera; Drosophilidae. Bases 49 to 1005 code for a protein of 318 amino acids. Gene Ontology annotation, cellular component: membrane. Gene Ontology annotation, biological process: detection of chemical stimulus involved in sensory perception of taste; sensory perception of sweet taste.
GCCGCCACGCCCCCCUCGGCUAUAUAUGGGGGGCUUUCUGCACGCCAGAUGGGCCAGUUAGUGGUUAGUUUUAGUUUGGCCAUGCCGCAGGGCGAGACAUUCCAUCGGGCGGUCUCGAAAGUUCUCUUUAUUUCACAAAUCUAUGGAUUGCUGCCGGUGAGCAAUGUCCGCGCUUUGGAUGUGUCCGAUAUUCGAUUUCGUUGGUUUUCCCCGCGCAUUUUCUACUCCUGCCUCAUUUUAAUCCUAAAUCUUUGCGAAUUCGGCACCGUCAUCAACUAUGUCAUCAAGGUGGCCAUUAACUUUCACACCUCCAGCACCCUUUCGCUGUACAUCGUGUGUCUUUUGGAGCACCUCUUCUUCUGGCGACUGGCAUUCCAAUGGCCCAGGAUUAUGCGCAUUUGGAGCAGUGUGGAGCAGCUAUUCUUAAAGGUUCCCUAUCGAUUCUACGGGGAGUACAAGAUGAAGAAACGCAUCUAUGUUGUGUUUGCCAUAGUCAUGUCAUCUGCUUUGGUGGAACACUGUCUUUUGCUGCUCAAUUCAUUUCACCUAAGCAGUUUGGAACGUACCCAGUGCAAAAUCAAUGUUACCUACUUGGAGAGCAUCUACAAGUGGGAGCGUCCACAUCUCUACAUAAUCCUGCCCUACCAAAUUUGGCUAUUGCCCAUUUUAGAGUGGGUUAACCAGACAAUUGCCUAUCCGCGUUCCUUCACCGACUGUUUUAUCAUGUGCAUUGGCAUUGGCUUGGCUGCCAGAUUUCAUCAGCUCUAUCGUCGAAUUGCUGCUGUUCAUAGGAAAGUAAUGCCAGCUGUGUUUUGGACAGAAGUUCGGGAACAUUACCUGGCCUUAAAGCGACUUGUGCAUCUUUUAGAUGCUGCUAUAGCGCCAUUAGUGCUCCUGGCCUUUGGCAAUAACAUGUCCUUUAUUUGCUUUCAAUUGUUUAAUAGCUUCAAGUUUUGCCGUGGUCCGCACCUUGCUGACUAUUUUUGUGGCCUCUUCGAUAAAUGAUUACGAGCGAAAGAUUGUCACGGCUUUAAGGGAUGUGCCCUCCAGAGCUUGGUCUAUAGAAGUUCAGCGCUUUAGUGAGCAGUUGGGCAACGAUAUGACAGCUCUUUCCGGCAGCGGAUUCUUCUACCUCACCCGCUCACUUGUCCUGGCU